GGGAAGAUAAAGGAGGAGCCCAAAGCCGCAGUAGGUGAGAUGAGUGUGCGCCGCUUGGUGAAGAGGACGCUGCUGUGUGGAGCGAUAGCGACGCGCGGCCUGACCACGACGAUGUGCGCUCAGCAACUUGACUGGCACUCGGCCAGGUCCAUCUACGAGUUCCACGCCACCGACAUCGAGGGCAAUGACGUCUCGCUGGAGAAAUACAGGGGCCACGUCUGCAUCAUCACCAACGUCGCGUCGAAAUGAGGCAAGACUGGCGUAAACUACACUCAGUUUGUCGACCUCUACGGCCGAUACGCUGAGAAAGGUUUGCGCAUCCUCGCUUUCCCCUGCAACCAGUUCGGCAAGCAGGAGCCCGGCACGAAUGAGGAGAUCAAAGCGUUUGCUGCCGGUUACGGUGUGAAGUUCGACAUGUUCGCCAAAAUCGACGUCAACGGCGACGGCGCCCACCCUCUCUGGAAGUGGAUGAAGAGCCAGCCCAAGGGCAAGGGGACGAUGGGAAAUGCAAUAAAGUGGAACUUUAGCAAGUUCCUCAUCAACAAAGAAGGCCAAGUGGUCAAGAGGUACAGUCCCAUGGAUGACCCAUUUGUCAUCGAGAAGGACCUGCCCCCUUACCUGUAGGCCUGGCUCACCUUGACACCGGACCCGCCCUUCGCCCAGCUGCUGCUCCCCCCCUUCCCUGCGCGUCUUGCCCUGAUGACGGCUGCCCUCCAAGCCAAGCCCGUUUGGUGAGGGCGGCCCGAAAAAUUUCAGCACGACUCCGCAGGGACGGGCAGGUGGCGCCGCUUGGACCGAAGCACCUGCCGGCUUUGUAGCAAUAAAUUACGUUUUUCUCCUCGAAA
This is a messenger RNA of Elgaria multicarinata webbii, 845 nucleotides long. RefSeq names its product glutathione peroxidase 4 (gene GPX4). Gene Ontology annotation, biological process: response to oxidative stress. The record is from RefSeq and is a predicted model, not a curated record. The transcript is spliced from 7 exons. Lineage: Eukaryota; Metazoa; Chordata; Lepidosauria; Squamata; Anguidae. Gene Ontology annotation, molecular function: phospholipid-hydroperoxide glutathione peroxidase activity; glutathione peroxidase activity. Gene Ontology annotation, cellular component: nucleus; mitochondrion.